AGAGCAGCACCUCCAUACGAGGAAAGUCAGAAGUGGGCGUGAUCUUGUUUGCCCAGUUUGGCGCCUCACCUUAAACUCACCCUCCAUACACCUUCCCCUAAAAACAUCAUGCACGAAACGAUGAGAAGGGAAGAAACCUGUGGACGGAGAGAGGGUAAGAGGGGCUUCCCAUGACGAGGUCCUGCGACGUCGGGCGCCGGGUGAUCUUCCCAGCUCUUCUUCUGCUUCUUCUCCUUGUGUUCUCUCUCUACCUGUCUCCUGUGGAUCGAUCUGUUUCGACAUUCUUUAGCACCAUCCAAAACAGCGGCCGCAAUGCCACUCGAGUCUUACCUUCGAUCUCUUUGGACACCCUUAAGUCUUCCCUCCAUGUUGCUCCCCAUCAGACCAAUCCUACUUCAGUCCAAAUUAACACGGUGCAGAAGGAGAUAAGCGGUUUGCAGAGAAUAGAGAAGGAUUUAGCUAGAGCCCGAGCAGCGAUUCGCAACGCGGUUCGUGCCCAGAACUAUACGUCGGACAAAGUGGAGACGUUCGUCCCCAAGGGAUCCAUCUACCGGAAUGCUUACGCGUUUCAUCAGAGUCAUAUCGAGAUGGCGAAGAGAUUCAAGAUAUGGAGCUACAGGGAAGGAGAGCUGCCCUUGGUGCAUGUAGCGCCAACGCACAACAUCUACGCCAUCGAGGGUCAGUUCAUCGACGAGCUGGAGAGCGGCCUCAGCCCCUUCUUGGCCCGCCGCCCCGACCAGGCCCACGCCUUCUUCUUGCCAAUGAGCAUCACCAACAUCGUAACCUACCUCUACAUGCCCAUCACCACCUACGACAGCGACCAACUCAUUCGCACCUUCACGGAUUAUGUCGAUGUGGUGGCGCACAAGUACCCUUUUUGGAACAGAAGCCGCGGCGCCGACCAUUUCAUGGUCUCUUGCCAUGAUUGGGCACCAGGGGUCACGCGAGCAGAUCCAAACAAGUUCAAGAACUUCAUAAGAGUGCUUUGCAAUGCAAACACAUCUGAGGGAUUCAACCCCACAAGAGAUGCCUCACUUCCUGAGUUCAACUUGCAUCCUUACAAGCUCACCAUACCCCAUCUCGGGCUGCCGCCGAGCAAGCGCCACAUCUUUGCCUUCUUCGCCGGUGGAUCACAUGGGGACAUCAGGAAGAUCCUGCUUCGCCAUUGGAAGGACAAGGACGGUGAAGUCCAAGUCCACGAGUACCUCCCGAAGGGGGAAAACUACAUGCAAUACAUGGGCCAGAGCAAGUUCUGCCUUUGCCCGAGCGGCUUCGAGGUGGCGAGUCCCAGGCUGGUCGAGUCGAUCCACUCGGGGUGUGUCCCCGUGAUCAUUUCGGACCACUACCCGCUGCCGUUCAGCGACGUCCUCGACUGGAGCAAGUUCUCGAUAACAGUACCCGUCGAGAAGAUUGCGGAGAUGAAGGAUAUACUGAAGCGGGUCUCGGACCGCAAGUACUUGAAGUUGCAAAGGAGAGUGACCCAAGUGCGGCGGCAUUUCGAGCUGAAUCGGCCGGCGAAACCGUUCGACGUGCUUCACAUGGUGCUGCACUCAGUUUGGCUUAGGAGGCUCAACGUUGGCUUGGCGAAGUAGUUCAGCACCAAGCACAUCGUCAGUGCCCUCUUCCCUGUGAAAUGUCCUAGGGGGCGAUUGUUUGAGUACGAUAAGACGUUAAAUUGUAAAUUUAU
Molecule: messenger RNA, 1687 nt
Organism: Rhodamnia argentea
Lineage: Eukaryota; Viridiplantae; Streptophyta; Magnoliopsida; Myrtales; Myrtaceae
Product: probable glycosyltransferase At5g20260
Exons: 4
Coding region: 171-1592 (473 amino acids)
Molecular function (GO): glycosyltransferase activity
Source: RefSeq, a predicted model, not a curated record